ACUGGAGCCACCAGAGAAGACUGGAAGCCUUUUUCCUCUUUUACUUUCUAAGUUUUUAGCAAAGCUAACUCUUGGGACAUCUUUCUUUUGAAUGCAACUUUUAACUUUUUCUUUUUCUGACAUUUUCACCUCACAUUUAAGCCUCUGUUUCAUUCACAAAAGUAUAAAAAUCGGUAAUCGCAUUGUCUUCAUUUGAAGAUCUUGAAUCGCAUCCAUCUCUGCCUGCAGAGCUGCCAUUGCUUUUUCAUUUUUGGAGGAAAUUUGAAUAAAAUCAUGUCAGACCUGAAUAUGAUUUAGCCCAAAGAAGGACCAAGCUUAAGCAAAGACUGCAAAUUUACCAGAAAGAAGAAGAAAAAGGAGGAAAAAAGAAGAUGGAUUCAAGAUUUUGAUGUGCACCUUUGCAGCAAGAGAGGAGGGAGUAGAGGACUGAAGGUGUUUCCUUAAAGUUUUGGAAACUAAAACAUCCCCAAGUUUGAUGUCCAGAGCUCCAAAGUUUUUCAAGCAACCAUAAGAAACGCCAGGUUCCAACAUCGGUAUCUGGAUGCAGGCUAUUCCAUCCCAGGUGAAGGAGAGCAUGGCGUUCAACUAGGAGAAGGCUGUGAGCAUCUGGACGAACAGCUUAGAUAAUUCUGGACUGAGCAAACACAGAAGUGCUGAUUCGGCUGAUUCAGUUGGGUCUAAUCUGGGGAUCUGACUCGUUUGACAGCUUGUAUUCAUAAUUAGACUUCCUGGAUUGACAGUAGGGUGUAAGACACAGCUGUACUCUGACGCUGAUAUAAGUCAAAGUGUGAUAGCAUCUCUUGACCUUCUUUAAACUGAGUUAAAACGCUCAAAUUCCACCGUCAUGAGACUCUUAAACCCCUGUCGGCGGUCUCUGCUGAUGCUGCUGCUCUGGACCUUCUCAGCCAUCAUAGAAGCUGCCGGCGUUUCAAGCACAGAGCGAGGAGGAGCAGGACGGAGCCAGAGAAGAAGAGGAGGCAGUAGCAGUGGCGGUGGUGGUGCAGAGAAGAGGAGAAAGUUCCACCGCAUUCAGCAUGGUCAGUGCAGCUACACCUUCCUCCUGCCUGAGCUGGAUGGAUGCCAGAGCGGAGGAUGGCCGCCACAGGCUGAGCAGCAUGGCGGCUCUCGAGGUGGGGCAAGCAUCGUGCAGAGAGACUCGCCGCCGAUUGACAGAGAAUGGUCGGCUCAGAAACUGCAGCACCUGGAGAGCACGAUGGAGAACAACACGCUGUGGCUGCAGAAGUUGGAGAGCGUCGUUCAGAGGAACAUUAGACAAGGUGUCUCUACCAUACCUCCUCACAUCAUCCACAACCAGACAGCGGCCAUGCUGGAGAUCGGGACAAACCUCCUCACUCACACGGCUGAGCAGACGCGUAAACUCAACGUGGUGGAGGCGAAGGUAAUGAACCAGACCUCUCGGAUAGAGAUCCAGCUGCUGGAGAAUUCUCUGUCCACCAACAAGCUGGAGAAGGAGCUGCUGCUGCAGACGUCUGAGAUCAGCCAACUACGAGACAAAAACAGUCGUUUGGAGAGUAAAGUUCAGAUGUUGGAGUCUCUGCAGAAAGGAGAACUGGAGAACAUGAGGGAGGAGAAGAACAGACUGCAGUCUGUGGUCAGGACCCAGAUGGCGGCCAUUGAGUCUUUAGAGAGGCAGCUGAGGGUCGCCAGCAGCAACAACACGGCUCUGCAGAGGCAGCAGGCUCAGCUCAUGGAGUCGGUCCACACGCUCAUCAACAUGGUGGCUACUACAGGAUUACCUCCUGAGAGCCAGAUGUGGAAGGACUGUGCAGAUGCUUAUAAAUCUGGUCACUCUGUCAGCGGUCUGUAUCAGAUCUACAUUGGUAACAGGACUGAACCUGUUCAGGUUUUCUGUGAUAUGGAGACAGCUGGUGGCGGCUGGACGGUCUUCCAGCGGAGAUUUAACGGCAGUGUGGACUUCCAGAGAAGCUGGAAGGAGUAUAAAAUGGGUUUCGGGGAUGUUUUGGGUGAGCACUGGCUCGGUAAUGAAGCUCUGCACCUGCUGAGCAGUCAGGGCCAGUACUCCAUGAGGGUGGAGCUGAGGGACUGGGAGGGAAACCCCGCCCACUCCCAGUAUGACCGGUUUACUCUGACCAGUGAGAGACAGCAGUACAGGUUGUAUCUUAGAGGCUACAGUGGCACAGCGGGGAGGCAGAGCAGCCUGGCCACCCAGGGCGUCAGCUUCAGCACCCGAGACCAGGACAACGAUAACUGUGACCACUGCAAGUGUGCUCUGAUGCUCACAGGAGGUUGGUGGUUCGAUGCUUGUGGUUUCUCCAACCUGAACGGCAUCUACUACACUAUCGGUCACAACAUCAGGAAACUGAAUGGUAUCAAGUGGCAUCACUUCAGAGGACCCAGCUACUCACUGCAGUCCACCUCCAUGAUGAUGCCCGGUGACUUCGCUAUCACGUGACUCUUACUUCUGUCCCUAAGAGGCUCCAGUAGAAUCUCUUCCGGUAGAGCAACGCAGCUGAGCAGUGUUAGCGG
This is a messenger RNA of Cheilinus undulatus (humphead wrasse), 2508 nucleotides long. RefSeq names its product angiopoietin 4 (gene angpt4). Bases 845 to 2434 code for a protein of 529 amino acids. NCBI's taxonomy places the organism in Eukaryota, Metazoa, Chordata, Actinopteri, Labriformes, Labridae. The transcript has 11 exons. The record is from RefSeq and is a predicted model, not a curated record.